CUGGCUUGAACUUUGCUCACUACAUUCUUCCGUCAUCAGGGUCAGGCAGGCCGAUGGGAUGUAUACUUAAAAACACACGCAGGCUGAGAAAUCCCCCCUGUUCAAUAGUUAGUCAGGCUGAGAGGACCGGCAGGCGGGCGCAGCGGGGCAGUUAAUAGAGAAGGAAGCAGAACAUCCAGAAUGGCUGGAAGGAGACGAGGCAGAGGCAGCAACGUUCAGCAACAACAGGCCUCACAGAGCCAAAGAGGAGGCCCUCGCAGGGCGCUGAGGGAGCCAGCUGCCUUUGCCAAGUCUACAGGUUAUGAAUCAGAGAUCCCCCAUGAAAAGCUGACCAUUGCCCAGGCACGGAGGGGCACACCAGCUCAUCGUCCGGUGCGAGUCUACGCUGAUGGGAUCUUUGAUCUUUUCCAUUCGGGGCACGCUCGAGCUUUGAUGCAGGCCAAAAAUGUGUUCCCCAACACAUACCUGAUAGUAGGAGUCUGCAGUGACGAACUCACCCACAAGCUUAAGGGCUACACGGUGAUGACAGAGGAUGAACGCUACGACGCACUGACGCACUGCCGUUACGUCGACGAGGUGGUGCGGGACGCUCCCUGGACCCUUACCACAGAGUUCCUUAAGAAACAUAAGAUUGACUUUGUGGCCCAUGAUGAUAUCCCUUACACCUCUGCUGGAUCAGAGGAUGUUUAUAAACACAUCAAGGAAGCAGGUAUGUUUGUGGCCACUCAGAGGACGGAGGGCAUCUCCACAUCUGAUCUGAUCACUCGUAUCGUCCGAGACUAUGACAUCUAUGUUCGACGCAACCUGCAGAGAGGCUACACAGCCCGAGAACUGAAUGUCGGAUUCAUUAAUGAUAAGAAAUACCGGCUCCAGAACCAGGUGGACAAGAUGAAAGAGACGGUCCGUACGGUGGAGGAGAAGUCCAAACACUUUGUCUACAGAGUGGAAGAGAAGAGCCAAGACCUCAUCCACAAGUGGGAGGAAAAGUCACGGGAAUUUAUUAGCAACUUCCUGGAGCUUUUUGGACCUGAUGGAGCCUGGCAUGCCAUCCAGGAGCGCAGUGGCCGUAUUCUCCAGGCCCUGUCACCUUACUCUUCACCCCGGGGCUCUCCCAGCAGCAGUCCCACCAGAAGACGCUCGGUUUCUCCUGACUCCUCCCCUGCCUCCGCCUCCCCAUCCCCGUCCCCCUCCUCUCUCUCCCCUCCAUCCUCCCCCUCCUCACCCAAAAAAGGGACACGCUCCUCUCUCAAAUCCUCUUCCACAUACAGCAGUCAAUGAGCUCAUCAUGUUUUCUUUAUUGGUCUUCUUACAGGGUAUCAGUCAUUAAUCUGAUACAUAAUAAGUACAAGGAGGCUAUUAAUUAAAACUAAUAAAUAAAAAGGGAGUAGGCUACUUUAUUAGUAGUUUAUUCAAGUGCAAGUGCAAUAUCUCAUAAUGUGCAUAAG
Molecule: messenger RNA, 1445 nt
Organism: Morone saxatilis (striped sea-bass)
Lineage: Eukaryota; Metazoa; Chordata; Actinopteri; Moronidae
Product: choline-phosphate cytidylyltransferase B-like
Exons: 8
Coding region: 181-1278 (365 amino acids)
Biological process (GO): CDP-choline pathway
Molecular function (GO): choline-phosphate cytidylyltransferase activity; phosphatidylcholine binding
Source: RefSeq, a predicted model, not a curated record